Messenger RNA from Hypoxylon trugodes, 483 nucleotides. RefSeq lists its product as uncharacterized. Bases 1 to 483 code for a protein of 160 amino acids. Lineage: Eukaryota; Fungi; Ascomycota; Sordariomycetes; Xylariales; Hypoxylaceae. The record is from RefSeq and is a predicted model, not a curated record. The transcript is spliced from 2 exons.
AUGUCUUUCUACAGCGACGAAGCUCCCGCCCCCUCCGCUAACGUCGCGGACAAGCCGUACAUCUCCCACACCAGCCGCAAGGACGAAGAUGCCCCUGUGCAGACAGACGCGGGUAUUCCUAUUGACGAGGGGAUCGCUACUGCUGACUUGAAGCUGACCCACGAAGACAAAGAAGCCCUCGACACAUCCAACAUCAUCGGAGAACGCACACGCCACGCCAAACCCGCAAACGGUACGUACGCGCAGCUAGGGGACGAAGAGGGUUUGCCGCCGCUAGAAGAGGCUGUUAUUAUAUCGGAUGCAGCUGUCGCCGUAAGUAACAUAGAGGAGGACGGAUCUAGUUCCGAGACCGAAGAUGGAGAAAAGCGGGUUGCGGAUGAUGUGAAAGUUGGAAAUGCGAUCGAUGGAGAGGAAGACAUGUCUCAGAAUGCCGUUGAUGAGGAGGAGGAGGCUGCUGCUGUGGAUGGGGAGAGUGUGGAUUAA